UCUUGGAGACCACCGUGACCAAUGUAAACUAAUGGCUGACGCUACUGAGUUCUUGAUUCUUAUUCUAGAUCGAAUGUAGAAUAUAGAUCUAUCUAGAUCCAAAAAAUCAUUUCCUAGUUGGAAAUCUAGAUCUAGUUAUGGCUUAUAAGGUUAUUUAAAGUCAACUAUAUAAAUGGCAAGCAAAAAAAGUGCACCAAAGGGCAAAAGAUCCCCUUCUGGCAAAAAGGGGAAAAAAGAAGAGAUUGAAGAUCCAAUCAUCACAUUUCUGAAGAAAACCACUGAAGAUCUAAGGGAAGAAAAUGCAACAUUAAAAGCCAGUUUAUCAACUUACCAGGAAAAGCUGCAAGUCAUUACUCAACAAAUUAUUGAUGUUAAUUUUGAUAACUAUAAAGCACCACAGGACAUUGCACUAGUAGACAUACCACUAGCAGAUAUUUUAACAAUAAUAACCAAUUUGACAAUCACCCCUGGCAACAAGUUACAUUCCUAUGAGCUCCAGAUAGAGGAGUUGGAAACAAGAGUCACACAGUUAAACAGUGAGCUUGCCAAGCUGAUUAAACUCAAGUUAAAGCUAGAAAAUGGACUGAAAGAUAUGGACAGGAUGUACACUGUAGAAGAUUUAAAGGUGCAAGCCAAACGUCUGUGGUAUGAUUGCUGUACCACCCAUCUCUUUGUAUCUCCUAGUGAAGGAAAGAAUGAUUACUAUAAUAUGAAUGGUACUUUAAGCCAAGGGAGAAACUUUAGUGAAGCUUCCACGAGAACUCAGUCAGCAGUCAGCCACCAAUCUAUUGACCUUUCUUCAGUGCCGGAUGAAGUGGUUAUCCCACCAAUCUAUUUGAAUGUGUUGAAGCCCAAAUCACGCAGCAUUAACUUGAUGCCAAGAGGCAUUCAAAAGGAAAAUUUAAUUCCACCUGAAAAGAAAUUGCCUGGAGAGACUCACAUUUUUGACAUGCAUGAAGGUCUCAGAAGCAUUAUUAUUAGAAACCUUAGCAAACGCAAAGGGAAUGGUAAUGAUUGGCGUUUAAUGGCGGCUCGAGUUGGGCUACCAGAAGACCUUGUACAACACUGGCUAGCUAUGAGAGCUCCGAACGCCAUGGCAUUAGUCAUGAAAGUGUGGGGUGAUAGUGCGGGAGCAACAGUUCGAAUGCUUCACAGACAUUUAUCUUCACCACAGAUGAGGGAAGUUAUUUUAGCCAAAAUGCUAUCAGAUUUUUAUGAUGUAGAAUAGACAUUUUUUAAAAUUACAUUUGGUUUACACUAUUUAAAUUAUCUGCCUUAAAACAAAUUAUAAAACCAAACUAUAUGAACAGCUUUAUUUCCCUUUACAGGGCAUUCAAUGUUCUAGUGAAUCAAUUGUAUACAAUGUUAACUACAGUAAACAAAAUGUUUUCAACUAAGAUAUUAUUUAAUAUUUCCAAAGGCAGUUUUUAUUUUAAAUUGAUGUUAUUCAAAUGUUAAAAUCUGGUUUCUAUUUGUAUAUCUCCAUUGAUGUACAUAACAUGUCCUUUUGGUUGUGAAUGAAAUUAAUGCAGAACAUUAAUACCUCAUUUUUUCAAUAUUUUAAUAGUUCCAUAUUUAGCUGUUUCUUCAAUGAGAACAAUAUGUUUCCAUUCUCAAAAUGUUUAAUAAAAACUCAAAACUACAUUUAUUUACCAUUAAUUUUUAGUUAUAAAAAUUAUUAAAGAAAUAAUAAUAAUGAGUACAACAGUAAGUUUCUAAGCAAACCUCCUUUAAACCGUAAUGGAUUAGAAAAUUUUUAUUUUUUAAAAUUACAAUUUGAUUAACGCACUGUGUUUAUAUUCCUUGCACAAAAUACUUUUUGUUUAAGUUAAAAUCUUGACACAGUAUUAUAAGUUAUAAAAAUUACUUUGCAUGAGAUCUUGACAUACUUUGUAUUAUAUUAUCUAAUUAUUUUGUUUUUAUUUUGUUCUUUAAUGCAUAUUUUAAAUGAAUUCUUCAUUGAACUUGAUUGUUAAUUCACAGUCAAACUAAUGUGUUGUAUUGUUCAGGACCUAAAUAGGAUUGUAACUAUUCAUGUCAUACACUGUUCAGAUUAUGUGAGUUCGACUUGAAGGCCUCUGUAAAUGUACAUGUAUAAAUGUGCAUGUUAAUGUAUUUAUUAAAACUCACUAUUAGUCUACAUUUUACUUUUACUUCACAUUUUGAAUGAGUUGUUACUAAGAUUGUUACCUCAAAGAAAUGAAACAAUUCAGGUUCAAUGUCUUGCAGUUUUGAAUUUUUCAAGUAAAAAGUUGGAAUGUUAAGUAUGUUAACAGCCAUUACUAAGGAAAAAUUUAAGCAAUUGUUCAGUAUGCCAAUCACGUGGUUUACUUGUAUACAGAAAAACUAAACAAAUUAUAGAAGAUAUCCUUAAGAGCAGUUUUUCUUAGCUUUGAGUACAUAAUAUUUAGAAAUGUAUGUAGUAAGUGAAAUAAUAGGCUACCCUAUGAAAACAAAAAAGAAUGAACAAUGUUUUUGUAUUACAAUGAAUUAAAAGGUGGAGGAGGAUGAUAAAUGAAAGGUCUACUAAAUUGUACUUAGAGAUAAAAGUGAGAGCUGCUAAAUUAAAUCAUUUCAAUUUUGUUUUUUUUUACUCUGUGAUAUUUUAAUUAUUUACAAUAAAUUAAAGAAAAUUAUAAUAAAUGCA
This is a messenger RNA of Biomphalaria glabrata, 2647 nucleotides long. RefSeq lists its product as uncharacterized. Lineage: Eukaryota; Metazoa; Mollusca; Gastropoda; Planorbidae. Bases 173 to 1228 code for a protein of 351 amino acids. The transcript has 5 exons. The record is from RefSeq and is a predicted model, not a curated record.